UGUGCGGACCAAGUUGAUGGAGAAUAAACAGAGUGGUUCCCGACUUGUCAGAAUUAAGGCUUGGCUUAAGAUUAUUACCCAAAUAAAAGGCGUACGUAGCAAAAUAUAUUUUUGUUCUGCACUCACCGAGUAAAUUAUCUUCAUGUGAGCGGAGGCGGCUCUUCCAAGCUUUGAGAAAAUCUCCUGCAGCGGGGGAAGAAAGAAGAAAAUUGUUUAUCACUCGCGAAUUAAAAUUCACAAGAGGCUUUCCUUCAGUAAGGGAAAGAGUAUAUAUAGUAGGGUUGAAAGAUGUAAGGUAGCGCAUUCGUCCCAAAACUUCCAGCCGAUUGCAACACCUCAGGAAGAUCAACGUGAGCGCAAUUGCAGUUUAUCGUGUAUAAAUAAGCACGCCAACAAAUUUUUUUUUACAUUUCGAAUCUCUGACUGGAGGAUACCGGAACUCCAAAGUCCAGAAGGUUUUGAGAUACGACGAUAUCACUCGGCGGUUUACUUCAAUCGGAAGAACCCGCACACUGAUUAACCAACGGCAACUUUUUAUCCGACUCUUUUCACAAUCGUCGCUGAAUGAAAACUGCCGUAAUGUCAGCAAAGUUUUUGAUCAUCUUGAUUAUGGUCAUGUUCGGCUGGUUGUUGAAUGAUCACCAGUGUCAGGCUGCUCGCGAAUCGACUUCUAACGCAAACCGAAGAUUUUAUGGGCAUCCAUUGUUUCCUGGCCGAUAUCCAGUCGUUGACAUUCUUGGAGAAGACGAAGAGAUCACGGAGCUCAAUAAACGGCAAUUAUCUGACGAUUAUGGGCACAUGAGGUUCGGAAAGCGGGAUCAAUUUGAUGACUAUGGCCACAUGAGAUUUGGCAGAAAUCACGAUUAAGCUCUGCCUGAAUUGAACUUAACGUGAUAUACGCGAAUAAUAUAUUUUUCCCUUGAAAUCCUGUUAUGUAGACCUCUUUGAGAUGAAAAACCUAUCAUAUAUUAACGAUAUUACAAAUCAUGAAUAUCUCCGAUAAAAUGUAUCAUAAUAUCUCCCACUCUCAAAUAAAUAAUCACGUUUAA
Molecule: messenger RNA, 1049 nt
Organism: Athalia rosae (coleseed sawfly)
Lineage: Eukaryota; Metazoa; Arthropoda; Insecta; Hymenoptera; Athaliidae
Gene: Dsk
Product: callisulfakinin
Exons: 3
Coding region: 565-867 (100 amino acids)
Source: RefSeq, a predicted model, not a curated record